This is a messenger RNA of Saccoglossus kowalevskii, 763 nucleotides long. RefSeq lists its product as uncharacterized. The record is from RefSeq and is a predicted model, not a curated record. NCBI's taxonomy places the organism in Eukaryota, Metazoa, Hemichordata, Enteropneusta, Harrimaniidae.
ACUGAUUUUCGCGCCGACAUACAGUCGCGCCAAGAUGAAAUGGCCUCACAGCUAUCCUCAAUUAAAUCCGAGUUGUUAGACGAAAUAACGGGUUUACGGAAAGCCAUGGAUCGCAUCGGAAACUUGGAAAAGUCAUUGAAGUUGGAAACAAUGUCAAGAGAGGAUCUGAAAAAAGUCGUACAGUCACUGUUACAGGAAUUCACGACUUACAAAGAAGAAUACAGAAAAACAGCUGAAAAAAUCGACAAGUUAGAAAAACGAGGUUCCAACGACGACGAAAUAUUGAACAAGUUUAUAGGUCAACUGAAAGAUAUUGGUUCACACGGUGAUACGGAAUUAUGGCAAGAGAUUGUCAAGUUGAAGCAAGGGAUGACGUCACUGCGAAAAUGGUCACAGGCAAACUGGGAGGAAAUGCAAGCGCGAUUAAAUACCAUUGAACAAAAACAAAAAGUGCGAUUUCAGAGCCAUCCAAUUCAAGAAACAGAUAUUCAAGAUAGUCGCGAAGGAAGUUCAAGUUAGGAAAAAUUGUAGAGAGACUAUGAUGUUCAGCUAAACUGACAGAGUAGCGCCACCAACGUUGGAAUCGCUGAUUGAAAUUAUUGGGAGACACAAUAGACAAGUGGCUGCUUAGAUUGAAAAACUGAGAUAAUCAACUGACAACAAAUGAAUGGAAUUUUUCAAAAAUCGCAUAACAAAUGGCAUUUUGAAUAUUUUUUAACACGACGUGUAAAUUUCACCCACUGCAUAGUAUUGUACUAUGAUU